AUGGCUGAUGAUCAAGCCAACCUUACUACAACAGUGGCCAUUCCUCUCAAGGAAGUCGGCGCCGCUCUAGAAGGCAUCGCGAUGAUCCAGACCACAUGGUCGAAAAUCUUGGAGGAUACAAGAUCCGGAUUCCCCCUUUCCAUGGCAACAACAAUCCUGAUGAGUACAUGGACUGGGAGAAGAAGUGUGAGUUCAACUUCAACUUACACAACAUAUCCAACAUCAACAGAGUCAAAGCUGGCGGUCUCUGAGUUCAAUGACUAUGCCCUAAGGUGGUGGGAACAAGUCGUGACCGCAAGAGAGAUUGGUGGAGCUCUUGAGGUCUCUACCUGGGAAGAGAUGAAAAGGAUCAUGAGGCAGAGGUUCAUCCUAGCUAUUAUCAGAGAGAGCUACAUUCUAAGCUCAGGAGGCUCACUCAAGGGUCCAAAACAGUUGAAGAAUACUUCCAGGAGAUGGAAAGACUCCAAACCGGCUUUCACACCAAAGUCAGAGCCAGAGGAGUUCCUUACAACCAAGACAAGGACAAGAACAAGUCCAGUACAACUCUGCCCCAGAGCCCGCGAGCUUAAGUGCUUCAGAUGUCAAGGCUUUGGACACUAUGCCAAUGAAUGCCGCAACAAGAAGAUCAUGUUCAUAAGAGAUAAUGGAGAAGUGGAGUCUGAGGAAGAAGUCUCAGCAAGCCAGAGCAAGAGCCAGAGCCAGAGGAGUAUGAGCUGUGCCUGUCAUGGGAAAGCUUCUGGUAGCCAGAAGACUCUUGAGCGCUCAAGUCCAAACACACAAGGAAGAGCAAAGAGAAAACCUAUUCCAUUCGCUGUCUUGUCCAGGAGAAGGUUUGCAGCUUAA
This is a messenger RNA of Microthlaspi erraticum, 843 nucleotides long. NCBI's taxonomy places the organism in Eukaryota, Viridiplantae, Streptophyta, Magnoliopsida, Brassicales, Brassicaceae. The record is from the annotation of a GenBank genome assembly.